This is a messenger RNA of Brassica napus (rape), 2941 nucleotides long. RefSeq names its product arginine decarboxylase 2-like. Gene Ontology annotation, molecular function: arginine decarboxylase activity. NCBI's taxonomy places the organism in Eukaryota, Viridiplantae, Streptophyta, Magnoliopsida, Brassicales, Brassicaceae. The transcript is spliced from 2 exons. Gene Ontology annotation, biological process: spermidine biosynthetic process; L-arginine catabolic process. The coding region runs from base 719 to 2722 and encodes 667 amino acids. The record is from RefSeq and is a predicted model, not a curated record.
AUAUAUAGAAAGGUGUAUAUAAUAAAAACCAAAAAAAUAAGAAAAAAAUGGUUUUCGUUUUUAAAAGAAGACUGAGAAUCUUGAAUCGAUCAAGAAUUGCCAUUUAUAAAUAUUUUAAUAAAGAAGAUUAGCCAAAUUAUGUUUUGUAUUUGAUGGAACUAGGUUUAUUGAUUGGCCCGGUUCACUGGUUUUGCCAAGUUUUUACCAGGUUUAUCUUUUAAUAAUAAUUUAUUUUUAUAUUUUUUGCAGAAAUUUGCUAUGUUUACACCGGCAAUAAGUUUUAUGGAUAUAUAUAACUAAAAUUUACAAAAUUUAAAUUGAAGAAAUAGUAGCUAUAUUUUUUAAUUGACUUUGUUGGUGAUAUAUGCCUAGACAUGUUUGGUUAUAAACCACUUUUACAAAAUUUAAAUUGAAGAAACAGUAGCUUUAUAUGUUGGUGAAUCAAGGAAAUAAAUUCUAGUGAUUAAAAUAAAAAAGAAGGAAAUAUCAUAAAUGGGCCCCACGGCCCAAAUAUCAUAACCAUCUUCUGUUUCUGUCUGCUUACUUUUCCCUCCCUUAUUAUAUAAACAAGUAGAGUGUAAUCUGCCUUCAUCAUCCUCAUCAAGCUUCUCUUGUUCAUUCAAGCUUGCUUUGACUUUUCUUCUGAAACGGUCAUCGCGGCGGCGAUAGAUACACCUUCCGCCUCGUCGGCUCUAAACCUUUCAAUCUCUCUCUAAAGAUGCCUGCUGUAGCGUGCGUCGAUACUGGUUACGUUUUCUCCGACGAUGGCUCUCUCCCCACCGCCGCUGACGCGUUUAUCCCGGCCUCACCAACUUCUUCUCGUUGGAGUCCCUCUCUCUCGGCUUCUCUUUAUCGUAUCGACGGUUGGGGAGCUCCUUACUUCGCCGCCAACUCUUCCGGUAACAUCUCCGUUCGUCCUCAUGGCGACGACACUCUGCCUCACCAAGACAUCGAUCUGAUGAAAGUCGUUACGAACGUAACGGUUCCCAAAUCCUCCGGUGGUUUGGGGUUGCAGUUCCCUCUCAUCGUGCGGUUCCCUGACGUGUUGAAGAACAGGCUCGAGUGUCUCCAGUCAGCGUUCGAUUCCGCGGUUAAGAGUCAAGGGUACGGUUCUCAUUACCAAGGCGUUUUUCCGGUUAAAUGCAACCAGGACCGGUUCAUUGUGGAGGAUAUCGUGAAUUUCGGUUCUCCUUUCCGGUUUGGUUUGGAAGCUGGUUCUAAACCGGAGAUCCUUUUAGCUAUGAGCUGCUUGUGUAAAGGCAACCCUGACGCCUUUCUCGUCUGUAACGGCUUCAAAGACGCUGAGUAUGUUUCAUUGGCUCUCCUCGGGAGAAAGCUUGCGUUCAACACUAUGAUUGUUCUCGAGCAAGAACAUGAGCUUGAUCUUGUUAUCAACCUUAGCAAGAAGAUGAACGUGAGGCCUCUCAUUGGUCUAAGAGCUAAGCUGAGAACCAAACAAACAAAUCAUUACGGCUCAUAUUCAGGUGAAAAGGGCAAGUUUGGAUUGACUAGUACUCAGAUUGUUAGUGUCGUGGCGAAGCUUAGCGAGUCUGGUAUGCUUGACUGUCUCCAGCUCUUGCAUUUUCACAUUGGCUCAAUGAUUCCAUCGUCUUCGUUGCUAUCUCAUGGUGUCUCCGAAGCUGCUCAGAUUUACUGUGAGCUUGUGCGUCUUGGCGCACAUAUGAAAAUUAUUGAUGUUGGUGGUGGUUUGGGGAUAGACUACGACGGGUCUAAGUCUGGAGAACCUGAUCAGUCUGUUACUUAUACACUAGAUGAGUAUGCUGAAGCUGUUGUAUCUUCCAUCAGGUAUGUAUGUGACCGGAGAUCGGUGAAACAUCCGGUGAUAUGUAGUGAAAGUGGAAGAGCAAUAGUCUCUCAUCAAUCUGUGCUGAUCUUUGAAGCUGCCUCCGAUGUUAAACCAGUGGCUCACCAACCGAAGCCUGAUGAUAUUCAAUUUCUGCUCCAACGUGAGGAGGAUCUAUACGCGGCUGUGAUGCGUGGAGAUCAAGAAAGCUCUCUACUUUACGUUGAACAGCUGAAACAGAGAUGUCUUGAAGAAUUCAAAGAGGGUGUUUUGAGCAUCGAGCAGUUAGUUUCUGUUGAUGGGUUAUGCGAAUGGGUUUUGAAGGCUAUAGGCGGGUCGGAUCCGGUUCAGACUUACAACAUGAACCUAUCGAUUUUCACUUCGACUCCUGACCACUGGGGGAUGGGACAGCUGUUUCCUAUCGUUCCUAUCCAUAAGCUCGACCAAAAGCCCGGGGCUCGUGGGGUCUUGUCUGAUUUAACGUGUGACAGUGAUGGGAAGAUCGUUAAGUUCAUAGGCGGCGAGUCUAGCUUGCCGUUGCACGAGAUAGACAGUUAUGGAGGUGGAGGAAGGUACUUAUUGGGUCUAUUCCUUGGAGGGUCUUAUGAGGAGACUAUGGGUGGAGUCCAUAAUCUAUUUGGCGGGCCAAGCGUUGUCCGUGUCUCGCAGAGCGAUGGACCACAUAGCUUUGUAGUGACCAGAGCCGUGUCUGGCCAGUCCUCUUCUGAUGUUCUCCGAGCAGUGCAGCAUGAGCCCGAGAUAAUGCUUCAGACACUAAAGCACCGAGCAGAGGAAGUGAUGCAUACCAAAGGAGGUGGUGAAGAAGAUGAGAAUGAGUACAAGAACGUGGCUGCUUGCCUCGACCGUUCGUUCCACAACAUGCCGUAUCUCGCGACCGAGGAGGGCAUCAGUGAGUAACCAACCACUCUCUUUCAGCUGCGAUCAAUAACUUUGGCUUUUAGCACUUCCACGAUGACGGCUUUGACUACCUACUAUGAGUGUGAGAAAGGUGGUCGUUUAGUUUGUUUUUGCAGUUUAAUUUUCAUUUUAAGUUUCUUCAAUAAAUUAUUGGAAUAAUCAAAUGACGAGAUCCAUCGUUGUAUUUGUUUAAAUUGUAAAAUUCAGUUUUUUAUCUUA